AUGUCCACGGUCACAGUGCAGCUGGGUCAGUGCGGUAACCAGGUGGGUCACGAGCUGUUUGACAUCAUCUGCAGCGAUGCUCAGGAGGGACAGAGGAAGGUGUACACGACAGCCAGCUGUGAGCGCUUCUUUCACCAAACCACGGACGGAGACCUUAUAGCCAGGGCGGUGCUGAUUGACAUGGAGCCAAAAGUGAUCAACCAGAGUAUCAGCAGGGCUGCAAGAUCUGGCAGGUGGAGGUACGGAGAGACUGCACACUUCAGCCAGAAGCAGGGCUCUGGGAACAACUGGGCUAAUGG
Molecule: messenger RNA, 299 nt
Organism: Plectropomus leopardus (leopard coralgrouper)
Lineage: Eukaryota; Metazoa; Chordata; Actinopteri; Perciformes; Serranidae
Source: RefSeq, a predicted model, not a curated record